GGUGCUCAAGAGUGAGGCUGAGUCAGCACAUCAUAUGGUGAGAAACUGUAACACAUAUAUUGAUGACAUACAGCAUUUUACACCUAUAAAAGACUAAAUGCGAAGCGAGAACGACAGUAUUCCAUUAACGGGCUGCAUCUCUUAAAGAUCAAAAUUGGAUAAAUCAUUUACUGUACAGUGUAGAGAAAAGCCAAAAAUCUUCUUCAAAAAAAUCAUCUCUCUCCCACUGUUGAGAUUCCCAACAAAAGCCAGGAGCGACGAUGGCAGCCAUAGUAACGGGCCUCAUCCCCAUCUUGCGUACAGCAGUGGAUGGCACCACCACCUACAAGUGCCGCUCCCUGUGGUUUGGCUUACUGUGCAUCCGCCUGGUGAUCCUCUUCCUGGCUGAGCUGCCCUUCACCAAACUGGACGCUGACUUUGUCUGCAAUGGCACCAAGGACAGCGUCUGUAGCAAAGGCUGUUUUAAUAGACACUUUGACAGACCUAUGGUGGUGGCUUGGAACUUCAUCUUCGUGCUGGUCAUCCUCUCUGUCCUGCUCAUGGAGCUGUUUGCCUCCCACCUACGCUCCCUCAACGAGAAGAGGAACGCUCAGGCGAAGACUGAUGUGGAGCUGGUGGUUCAGGGGAAGGAGGCAGCUCAGGUAGUGUCCACUGAUCACAGCAGCAAGACGGCCAUAGAUUUCCACAGAGACAAAGGUGCUGUGGGUUUCUAUUUGCUCAGCAUCACUCUGCGUAUUCUGAUUGAAGCCUGGUUUGUGUAUGUUCUGCUUUCUUGGAACCUUCCAGCACUGAGUAAUGAGCGGUUCACAUGCUCUGACAUCUGCCCAGAGUUACAUGUUUGUGUUGUGAGGGCCGCCCCAGAGAAACGCAUGUCUAUUUAUGCUUUGGCUUCCAUCUCAGGCAUGAUUAUUGUUACUUCAGUCUUAUUUUGUAUGUACUCCAUUUCUCACUAUCUUUGUAACUUUUAAAUCUUGGCUCUUCUUCUUCUUCUUCUUCUUGUUCUAAUAUCUGAAUUAUAUGACAACAUAUUUACUGUGUUUGUAUCAUCUGAACAAAUUUCAGUGCGAAUAUUGUAUCAUGCUUAAAUGUUCUGCUGCAAUAAAUUACAUAUGUUAAAAGACAA
Messenger RNA from Larimichthys crocea (large yellow croaker), 1123 nucleotides. RefSeq names its product gap junction protein zeta 1 (gene gjz1). Gene Ontology annotation, molecular function: gap junction channel activity. Lineage: Eukaryota; Metazoa; Chordata; Actinopteri; Sciaenidae. Gene Ontology annotation, biological process: cell-cell signaling. The transcript has 2 exons. The record is from RefSeq and is a predicted model, not a curated record. Gene Ontology annotation, cellular component: connexin complex. The coding region runs from base 261 to 968 and encodes 235 amino acids.